This is a messenger RNA of Carcharodon carcharias (great white shark), 2023 nucleotides long. Its product is annotated as ras-interacting protein 1-like. Gene Ontology annotation, cellular component: cell-cell junction. Gene Ontology annotation, biological process: negative regulation of Rho protein signal transduction; signal transduction; angiogenesis. The record is from RefSeq and is a predicted model, not a curated record. The transcript is spliced from 4 exons. NCBI's taxonomy places the organism in Eukaryota, Metazoa, Chordata, Chondrichthyes, Lamniformes, Lamnidae. The annotation marks the transcript as partial. Gene Ontology annotation, molecular function: GTPase binding.
AUCAAGAAACAGAGAGAGAGAUAGAGAUCGAGAGACAGUGAGAGAGAGGGAGAGAGACAGAGAGGGAGACAGAGAGAGAGAGAGAGAGACGAUUUGGGAAAAGUGAGUGUCUCUCCACAGAAAGGAAGCCAUGUUCUCGGACGAAAGGAAGGAACCCGGGACCCCCAAGUUCGGGAAGCUGCAUAUCCCGUUCGGACUGUGGAUUAACUCUCCGAAAAAACACUUUGUCAAACUGGGCAAGAGAUGGCCCAGUGCUGGGUCUGUAAAGUCGACGAGCUCGGAGACGGGGAGCCGGACCAGCGAGACGGUGGAGCUGCGCCAGCCGGGCCGCGCCCGGUCCAGCCGGAGCAAGCGGGUAUCACAGAUCUUCGCGCGGCCCAGGUGGUCGAGCGAGCGGAAGCUGGCCGAGGCGGGGGAGGGGGGCGAGCGGGGGUCCUCGCCGGCCGAGGAGGAGGCGGAGGCGGCGGCGGCCCCGUCGCCGGGGGAGGAGGAGCUGUCGGUGCAGCCGGGGGCGCCGGGGGUGCUGAAGAUCUUCGGCGAGCACAUCUGCACUGGCGCCAACUACAAGAGCGUGCUGGCCACGGCUCGCUCCAGCGCCGGCGGCCUGGUCAAGGAGGUGCUGGCCCGUUAUGCCAUGUCCGACCAGCCCCCCUCCCGCUUCCUCCUGUGCGAGGUGCUGGGCCGGGCCGGCGGGCCGGCGGGGAACUGGCAGCCUCAGUGCCUGAGGGCGGUGGGAGACGCGGAGAGGCCACUGGUGCUGCAGGAGAUGUGGAGACCCAGGCGUGGGCUGGCUCGCCGCUUCGAGAUUCGGCGCCGCAGUCAGGUGGAGAGCAGCAGCUGGGCGGAGAGCGAGGACAACGUGACUGAAGGGAUCAACGCCCAGGCUCGAAGGCUCCAGCGCAGCCGGGCGCGGGUGUGCAGCGGAGAAGGGACGCCCCAGGCAGAAGCAGCCACCCUCCGGCGCAGCAUCAGCGAGGCCAACCUCAGCGGGCAGCGCAAGCGGGAGCGGAAGGGGGUGAAGAGCGUGCUGGUCCUGGACGGAGGGGCGGCCGCACAGGCUGACGCCAAGGAGGCCGACAACGGGCGUCAGGGUCUCACUUUCGAGAACGUGGCCCAGAGUCUCGUCCGGCCGCCAACCAACCUCCCCUACUUCCUGGUGCUGCAGGGACAUGAUCAGGAAAAGGAUCUGGUGCUGCACCUGAUGACCGGGAGUCGACACACCUUCGGCCGAGGAGGGGGGCCGCCCGGCCCGGAGCAAGCGGACACCCCUCUGUCCGCCCCCGACCUGCUGCCCGUACACUGCUGCGUGGCCCGGCCCCCGAGCGGCCCCGAGGGCCGGCGGGGCAACCGUCCGACCCCGACCCCGACCCCGACCCCGCCCCCGCCGCCGGCGGCCCGCGUGCGGCCCCUGGCCGGCGCCCGGGUCACCCUCAACGGGGGCCUGCUGCUGGGCGAGUCGGAGCUGCGCUCGGGGGACCUGCUCGGCCUCGGCGACCACUACCUGCUGAUGUACCGCGAGCCGGGCCUGGCCGGCUCCGGCCGGCCCUCCUGGCUACCCUCCCCGGUCCCGGUCCCGGCCCCGCCCCCGGCCCCGCCCCCGGCCCCGCCCCCGGCCACGCCCCCGGGCCCGACCACGCCCCCGAACCCGGGCCCGGCCCCGCCCCCGCCCCGGGCCUUCCCCUUCUUCUCCUGCCUGCUGUGCGGCCGGGCCCUGCCGGAGGAGGGCGAGGCCCAGCGGGCCUACCUGAGCAGCCGCCAGCCCCUGCUGAGGUUCAGGCCCGAGGCCGACGAGGAGGAGGCCCUGCUGGCGGAGAUCGCCCGGGGGGCCGAGGUGGGCGGGGCCGGCGGGGGCGGGGCCGGCGGGGGCGGGGGCGGGGCCGGGGCCUACAACCUGGCUCCGGCCUACCUCUUCGCCAUCUGCCUCCAGUCCACCGCCACCGCCAACGCCGCCGGCGGCCUGGGGCCCGGACAGAUGACCGCCCUGCUGACCCGGACAGCCAACGUGGUCAAGAGGACGGCCUGG